Molecule: messenger RNA, 535 nt
Organism: Camellia sinensis
Lineage: Eukaryota; Viridiplantae; Streptophyta; Magnoliopsida; Ericales; Theaceae
Source: RefSeq, a predicted model, not a curated record
AAAAAAUCUAAUUUAAAUAUUAUAAAAAAAAUAAAAAAAAACUCCUAAAAUUAGAGCGUACUUGCAGAGGAUCAACGGAACAGGCGAAGACGCCAUGAUCAGCGUCAUUGCUCAGGAGCGUCUACUUGGUGCUGCACUUGGAAGCAUAUUCACAGGAUUUGUUGUUUUCGAGCAACGCCGAAGCAUCUACAAAUCAAUUUCAGAUAAUCAAUCUCAAAUUCUUGCUCAAACUCAGAUGAAAGAAUCUAUUUUUGAAAAGAGAUACCGUUUGGAGUUUGCAUGCUUGUGGAACAAAGCUGUGGAUCAGACAUUAGGACCUAUGAUUGAGUCCCUUAGCUCGCGUGGGUGGUAGAAAUGUUCGAGUAUUACGACUACUGAUAUAUGUAUGUGUUCCUUCCAUUUGUUAGUUUUGUAAGCAGGAUAGCUUGCACCCCAAUAUUAUCGUUCUACUUUUGAGCUGAUUAUAUAAGGAUUUUGUCCUUGGGAUGGGAGCUUCAUUAUGAAUAAUACCCUUAUAACAGUUUUUGAUGUUCAA